GUGAUGUGAUCAACACGCACUGAUGUUUUUGUGUGUCCGUUUUCGUGUUUUACAUAUUUUUCUAAUUCCGCAUAUUUGUUUGUGAAAGAUGGAUAAAUGUAGUGAAUAAUAGGUUAAAAAAGCCAGUGAUUCCUCGAUUCUGCGUUUUUUCGCAAAGCUUAGUACCCAUUAAGAUAUUGUUCAAAUGAUUUAUCUGUUACUACAUGCGACAGGAAGCCUGAAGAACCAUCAACAUAACUGAAAUUUGUCAUUUUACACCCGUGUGUCAAUGGCAGAUCAGAAUAAGUUCCCCAGGCUAUCGCUGCAGUCAAAAAACCUGCAGUGCAAGAAUUUGCAUGACUAUCUAAAAACGCUGCAGUCAGGCACACUUGAAAAGCUAUACAAUCACCCAACAACAUGCCUUGCUGUUUACAGAGAGCUACCGGAAAUUGCGAGACACUAUGUAAUCCGGAUCUUGUUUGUGGAACAGCCAGUGCCUCAAGCAGUGGUUGCAUCGUGGGUGUCACAAGCGUAUGCAAAAGAACAUGCUCAAGUAUCUGAGGUGCUGACGAGUCUCCAUGUCUGGCAAGAGGCAGCUAUUCCUGGUGGGUUGCCUGGUUGGAUCCUGAAUACAACUUUCAAAAAGUAUCUCAAAGUUGCACUUCUAGGAGGAGGUCGGCCAUGGAGCAUGUCUUCAACAUUGGAGGCUGAUAGCAAACCACGAGACAUUCCGUACCUGGAUAGUUAUGCAAAUGAACGAUGGGAAUGUGUCCUACACUACAUGGUGGGAUCACAACAACAGGAAGGGAUUUCUGCUGAUGCUGUGCGCAUUCUUUUGCAUGCUGGUCUGAUGAAGAGAGAUGAAGCCGAUGGGAGCCCUGUUAUAACAAGAGAUGGAUUUCAGUUCCUGUUACUGGACACUGCAUCACAAGUCUGGUACUUUAUACUGCAGUACUUGGACACUGUUGAAACUCGUGGAUUGGACUUAGUCGAUUGCUUGACCUUUCUUUUCCAACUCAGCUUCAGUACCAUGGGUAAGGAUUACAGUACAGAAGGCAUGAGUGAAGGUCUGUUGGUAUUCUUACAGCACCUCCGAGAAUUUGGCCUUGUCUACCAACGAAAACGCAAAGCUGGUCGAUUCUAUCCAACGCGAUUGGCACUCAAUCUCGCAUCUGGCCAAAGCAAGAUAUUGACAGAGGCUGCGGCUGAAGGCUACAUUGUUGUUGAAACAAAUUAUCGUGUAUAUGCAUACACCAGUUCCAAUUUACAAGUGGCACUUGUUGGCCUCUUUUGUGAACUUUUAUACAGGUUCCCAAAUUUGGCUGUGGGCAUACUGACUCGAGACUCAGUCCGUCAGGCUUUACGUUCAGGCAUCACAGCUGAUCAGAUAAUUGGAUUUCUUAGGUUGCAUGCCCACCCUCGCAUGAUUGCAGCAGGGCCGCCAACACUUCCUCCUACAAUUGUUGAUCAGAUAAAAUUGUGGGAGAAUGAGCGGAAUCGUUUCAGUUACACAGAGGGUGUACUUUACAGCCAGUUUCUUUCCCAAGCAGAUUAUGAAGUGGUGCGUGAUCACGCACAAGAGUUAGGAGUGUUAAUAUGGAGUAGUACUGCAAGAAGGACUAUUAUUGUCACAAGAGUGGGACAUGAUGAUGUGAAAAAAUUCUGGAAACGGUACUCUAAAGGUGGUGGGUGAAAUAAGUACUGAAAAUAUGCUUCAGUCACUCGCAUCCUCAUAAUUUAGUGGUAAUGAGAAAUUAAAAAAUGUUCUCAAACUGCCAAAAAAACCAAUCAAUCAUUGUUAUCUGAAAUACGAAGUUGCUGGAACAUUGUCUUGUACUUGUUUGUUAUUGUCAUAUGCAGUGCAUAAAAGUGUGAAAACAGAGUUAACAAUUAUGAUGUAAAUGGUGAUUCUCUA
Messenger RNA from Schistocerca serialis cubense, 1894 nucleotides. RefSeq names its product general transcription factor IIH subunit 4 (gene mrn). The transcript is spliced from 8 exons. Gene Ontology annotation, cellular component: transcription factor TFIIH holo complex; transcription factor TFIIH core complex. The record is from RefSeq and is a predicted model, not a curated record. Bases 269 to 1672 code for a protein of 467 amino acids. Gene Ontology annotation, biological process: nucleotide-excision repair. NCBI's taxonomy places the organism in Eukaryota, Metazoa, Arthropoda, Insecta, Orthoptera, Acrididae. Gene Ontology annotation, molecular function: double-stranded DNA binding; ATPase activator activity.